Messenger RNA from Diatraea saccharalis (sugarcane borer), 261 nucleotides. NCBI's taxonomy places the organism in Eukaryota, Metazoa, Arthropoda, Insecta, Lepidoptera, Crambidae. The record is from the annotation of a GenBank genome assembly.
AUGAAACUUACAAAUAAAGAUGCUGCUCGUUUGAAUCCCUGUUUGAAGGAACAAGAACAAUCAUAUCAAUGUCUGAAUAAAAACAACUUUGAUCACUCUAAGUGCGAGAAUUAUUUUGACAAUUACAAUAUUUGUAAAAAGUUUUGGGGCAAAGUAUACAGUGACAGAAGAUCUAAGGGACUUACACCAUAUAUGCCCGAUGUAGAAGAUAGGGAGAAAAUUAAAGAAGAAUAUAUAAAGAAUGUUCAAUUCACAAGUUGA